Messenger RNA from Prorocentrum cordatum, 2013 nucleotides. Lineage: Eukaryota; Dinophyceae; Prorocentrales; Prorocentraceae. The record is from the annotation of a GenBank genome assembly.
AUGCUGCGGAGCCCGGGCCCGAGGGUGGCGUCGCCGGGGCAGCUGGCAGCGAGCUUCGCGGAGCUGCAGGCCACGUUCUCGCAGGAGUCCGCGAGGAUUCAGGGCCUGCUCGACGGUCACGCGAGGGCGCUGCGGGCUCUCUGCAGCGACCACACCGACCGCCCCUGGAGCAUCCCCUCGUCACCACGAGAAGUGCUGGAGACAACGGUUUCGACACUUGGGGCGACGCCGCAGUGGGAGCACGCAGCGUCGCAGCCGGCCACGAAGCCGCUGGACGUCGGCGACGCGGGCGCCCUCGCAGAGGACGCGGAGCCCGCGGGCACCGACUCGCGCCUGCGCUCUGUCGCCCUGCUGGGCGGCGCCCCGUGGGGGCCCGUCGGCGCCGUGGAGCCGGCGGGCGAGGAGCUCGCAUUCGACCAGAAGGUUCCCUCGAGCACGUCUCGGGUCGACAGCCUCCCGGCGCCGCCGGCGGAGCCGCCGCCGCUGGCCACCUGGGGUGGGCCCGGAGACACGGAGAGCCCAGCCGGCAUGGGGCUGUGGGGCCUGAGGGCAUCAACGUCGUCGGGCAGGGUCACCAUGUUGGCCGGGUCGUGCCCACGAGCAGGUGGAGCACCUGGAACGGAAGCCGCCUCGGUGACGACGACCAGGAUGACCUGGAGCCCGACCUUGAUGGCUGGUAAGCUCAGCAGCAGGCGCCCCGCGUUCCCGCUCCAGCGGAGCAGGGCGCAGAGGAGCGCCUUCUACGACGCGAAGAUGCUCGAGGAGACCGCCAAGGAGGUGGCCUGGCGAGGCGAGUACGACGUCGCGGAUCUGUACCACUCCGAGGGACGCGCCCAGCGCAUCGCGCGGCACCCCGCCUUCGGCGCCGCUCAGAUGGGUGUGGUGUUCUUGAACGCCAUCUGGAUAGGACUCGAGACCGACUACAACGACAAGGAAGUAUUGUACGAGGCCGACUUGGGCUUCCAGGUGGUGGAGAACUUGUUCUGCAUUUUCUUUCUGUGGGAGUGGCUCGUCCGACUCUGCGCGUUCAGGAGCACGGUCCAUUGCAUCCGCGAUUGGUGGUUCAUGUUCGACACAAUCCUCCUGGCCCUCAUGGUGCUCGAGACGUGGGUUCUGUUCAUUUUGUCCGCCGUGUCCUCCGAGGGCUCCAGUGCGCUGCCGACGAACCUGCUGCGGCUGGUGAAGUUGGCGCGGCUCACGCGCUCUGUGCGCAUUGCGCGGCUUCUUCGCAGCAUCCCGGAGCUAACAGUGAUCAUAAGAGGAAUGCUGGUCGUCAUGCGGACCGUGUUCCUCAUCUGUGUAUUGAUGACCACGCUCCUCUACGUCUUCGGCAUACUCUUCGUGCAGGUCGCCAGGGACUCGGAGUUGAACAACGACGGAGACUUCAGCAGCGUGCCCGCGGCCAUGGUAGCCCUGGUCUUGGGAGGCCUGAUCCCCGACAUGGCGCCCAUGACUCACGAUCUUGCCAGGGAGAACCUAUUGUUCGCCAUGCUGUUCUUCAUGUUUGUCCUCCUCGGGUUCAUCACGAUUAUGAAUAUGCUGAUUGGCGUAUUAGUACAGGUAGUUGGAGUUGUUGCCAACGUAGAAGCGGAGACGAACCAGCUCGCUGAAGUUAAGAAGGUUCUCUUGGACAACAAAUACAACUUGACCGUGGAUGGUGACAUCACGAUGGAGCAAAUCAUACACUUACUUGGCGAUCCAGGAGUUGCCGAUGGUCUCCAUAUGCUCUGCAUCGACACGGAAGUCUUGCUGGAACACGCCAAGAUAGUGCUUGGGGACAGGCAGAUCAUCACGAUGCACGACUUCUGGCAGCUGGCCGUGCAGCACCGGGGCGCCAACACCGCGAAGGUGCAGGACCUCGUGAACAUGCGGCAAUUCAUAUACUCGGAGCUGGCAAGCAUCCACGACAAGGUCUCGGAGCAGCUGGGAGCGGCUCGGGCGCAGAUCCGCCACCAGGAGCCCGCGGCGCAGCGCAGCGCGCCUGUGGUCAGCGUGCACUCCGGCCUGCAAUGA